Erigeron canadensis is the source of this 1170-nucleotide messenger RNA. Its product is annotated as protein FAR1-RELATED SEQUENCE 11-like. Lineage: Eukaryota; Viridiplantae; Streptophyta; Magnoliopsida; Asterales; Asteraceae. The coding region runs from base 1 to 1170 and encodes 389 amino acids. Gene Ontology annotation, molecular function: zinc ion binding; nucleic acid binding. Gene Ontology annotation, biological process: regulation of DNA-templated transcription. The transcript has 4 exons. The record is from RefSeq and is a predicted model, not a curated record.
AUGUCCAUAAUUUGUUUGAGAGUGAGAAGAGCACUUGGAGAUAAUGAUGCAAUGGACCUUAUGAAUUAUAUGAAAGCUUCAAAAGAAAAAAAUAAUAAGUUUCAAUAUGAUUACACGGUUGAUGAAGAUAUGAGGCUAGAAAACAUAUUCUGGUGUCAACCUCAAAGCUUCGAUUGGUAUAAAAAAUUUGGUGAUGUAAUUGUAUUUGAUACAACUUACAAGGUCAAUGCGUAUGACAUGCCAUGUGCACUUUUCGUUGGCAUUAAUAAUCAUGGAAAAACUGUUCUGUUUGCAAGUGCGCUUCUUCGUAAUGAGACUGUUAAAACAUCUACGUGGUUGAUGAAGACUUUUGUAUCCAUCAUGAAAAAACCAUCCAAGACAAUCAUUACAGAUCAAGAUCCAUGGAUGACGAAAGCAAUUGCAACCGAAAUGCCAACUAAAAAACAUAGCUUUUGUAUAUGGCAUAUCACUUCUAAAUUUAGUAGUUGGUUUGCAGCUCUUCUUCGCACCGAGUACCAAAUUGGUGUGGUUGAUUUAGCCGUUGAAGAAAUUGGAAUUCGCGAGGUGAAAGAUAAAAUGUCAAGUACACUUGCACUCGUUUCUAUAAAGACAAAAUCCCCGUUGGAAGCACAAGCUUAUGGAAUUCUUACACCGUUUGCUUUCAGCAAGUUUCAAGUUGAAUUUGAAAGAGCAAACCAGUAUUUGAUUGUACACGUUGAAGUUGCAAGAAUUUUUUGUCGUCAUAUAUUUCGGGCACUUCUUCACAAGAACUGUUUUAAGAUACCGCCGAUAUACUUUCCUUUGCGUUGGAGUCAAGAUUCUUUUCAAAGUGGUAGUGCAAUGCAACGUUUAUCACCAAACGUGUCAUUGACUCAAACAAGUACAACUCAAGGCACUCAAUCGGAAAAAAGAUACAACAUUUUGUGCCCCCCGAAAUCAGCAACAAAAGGUCGUCCAAAAAAGAGGCGUAUGAAGGGUGGGAAAGAAUUGGGAAAUCAGUCGCGUAAUAGAUGUUCCAUAUGCAAAGAAUUAGGACAUACAAAAACAAAAUGUGAUAAUAAGGAGAAUAAUGUUGCUGGAGAAAAUGUCUCUUCAAAUAAUCCACAAAACAAGAGGAAGAAAAUGGCUGGUGACCUUGGACUCAAUCCAUUGUUUAAUUUGAAGUAUUAA